Messenger RNA from Cercopithifilaria johnstoni, 639 nucleotides. NCBI's taxonomy places the organism in Eukaryota, Metazoa, Nematoda, Chromadorea, Rhabditida, Onchocercidae. The record is from the annotation of a GenBank genome assembly.
AUGCAGGGUCGCUUUGUACUCAUUCUAUUCUUAAGUAUUUUCAUUAAUAUCUAUCCAACAAAAGCUAAAGCAACAAGUGCGACAAGAUCUAGGGAUAAUCAUAAACCUGCUCCAACUGCAGAAAUCAGCGACGAAAUUGUGACUGUUCUAGACGAUGCUGUUAGAUUAGCGGAUGCAGAACCUGAACUUCAUUAUGAUUCUCUGAUUCCAACUUCUGAUUCAAAAUCAAAACAUGAAUUGGAGCAUAGUGCAGAUGGAAUUGGACGAAUGAGGCGGAGUUGUGGAGGUGGUUGUGGAGGUGGUUGUGGUUGUGGUUGCGGCUGCGGAUGCGGGGGUGGAUGUAGUUGCUGCCAGAAGUCAUGUUGUAGCACCACCACUACAUGUACUACUUGCACUACAACGUGCUGCAAAACAUGUUGUCAACAGUGCUGUCAGUCAUGCUGCGGCUGCGGUAGUUGUGGUUGUGGUUGUGGUUGUGGUGGGGGAAGUGGAGGUGGUGAAGGAUGCGGUGGUCGUAAAAAGCGAGAAAUUAUGGAACUUUUGGGAGGAGGAAAUUUGAUACGUGGAAAACGCUCACCGAAGAGCCGCCGCAAAUAUACUACUGAUGGUGCACCAAUCAAGAAGACAAUUAAGGUAUAG